AUGAAUGGUUCCUCGUUGCGAAGUAUGUUCGACGGAUCAACAAGAGAAUCGGAUCUUGUUUUGGGAAGCUCUACAAAAGUCCUCAACAUUAUGCGAACACAACUGCCGGCAGUGGCUGAUUUUGUCAACACGACCUUUGAAGAGUUUGCGUUACUUAACCAGGAGGAGAAGUGGACUGUUUUCCGAUCGUUUAUCACUACGCUUUGGAUGAUGGAUUCGUUCUAUCGCACUUGCCGUCUGGUACCUCCUGAUCUGUUCAGUACCGUGAUGCUGAAAGAGUGCUUGAAAGACGGAGAAAGGAUCAGCACGCUCACCGUCAUGCAAAAUCUAGAAAUCACUGAAACCGAAUACGCAGCGCUUCUCGCUCUUGCUCUGUGGAGUCCAAGUGAGUCAUUUGGUCAAAAAAUUCACAGCUCUUUAUCAUGU
Messenger RNA from Ostertagia ostertagi, 426 nucleotides. Lineage: Eukaryota; Metazoa; Nematoda; Chromadorea; Rhabditida; Trichostrongylidae. The record is from the annotation of a GenBank genome assembly.